This is a messenger RNA of Penicilliopsis zonata CBS 506.65, 972 nucleotides long. RefSeq lists its product as hypothetical. The transcript has a single exon. Lineage: Eukaryota; Fungi; Ascomycota; Eurotiomycetes; Eurotiales; Aspergillaceae. Gene Ontology annotation, biological process: regulation of DNA-templated transcription. Gene Ontology annotation, molecular function: DNA-binding transcription factor activity, RNA polymerase II-specific; RNA polymerase II cis-regulatory region sequence-specific DNA binding. The coding region runs from base 1 to 972 and encodes 323 amino acids. Gene Ontology annotation, cellular component: nucleus. The record is from RefSeq and is a predicted model, not a curated record.
AUGAUCUCUGGUCGGAAAGAGGAUCAGGGUGCCAGACGCCACAGCGAGAUCCUCAACUCCGCCGUCAGCGACCGCCUGUGCCACUGGACCCCCGAGGAAGACCAGUAUCUCACCACCAAGGUCUGCGAGCUGGGCCACGCCUGGGCGGCCAUUGCUGCGAACCUGCCCGGUCGCCCGCCCUUGACCUGCCGGAACCGCUGGCGAAAGCUGCAAAAGGCCCUCUUCCGGCAGGCGCACAGGGGCGUCGCCGCGGCCGUCGCCGCUCGAAGCUCGACGGCAACCGGCUCCUCCUCGCCCCCCGAUGACUUCUCCGACGACUCUGACGACGCCGACAACGAUUCCUUCUCCUCCCUGGACGCCGCGCCCGAGUCCAACCCGCCCGCCCGCCGAGGGGGCUUCCCCAGCCAGGUGUUAGCCCCCGCUGCCGCCCCCUCGCCCCCGACCGACCCGGGCAGACUGUCGGUGUUUCCCAACGCGAGCUCGCUGCCCUCCUUCGACCAGAGCGCAUACCCCCCGGGCGAUCAGGCUGCUGCCUUGGACAUGAUGACGGCCUCCUCGCCCGCCAUGACUGUCGAUUCGCUGGGCAUGCCCUUGCAUCUCUCUCCGCCUCUCUCGUCUACCGGCCCCCUCCCCUCGAGCAAUUACCGCCACUCCCUCGUGCCCUUUAUCCCCCAGGGGGCCGCCCCCAAUCAGCAUUUGGGCCCCUGGACAACAACUCUCUCCUCUACCUCUGUGGCGAACUCCAUGCCCAUCAUGCAGCACUUCAACACGCUGGGUUCGGGAAUGGCUGCCCCCACGGGCAUGGUGCCGGCUCUUUUCCCGACAAGCUGGCCCGGCGGCCUGGCUGGGAAUCAGUCCGACCAGCGCGCGGUAUCGGGCUAUCCACAGACCACCAGGCAAUCGGCUGCAAACCAUCAGCACCACCACCAUCACCACCAUAUCUACCACCAUCACUAUCACCACUAUAACUAG